UUAAAGUCUUUAAUUAAGAACCAAUUCUUAACUUUUUUAGUUAAAAGUUAAGAAACAGUUUAUUAACUUCUGCUAAAAACUACACUUUAAAAAUUCCGGGUUAAUCAUGGUCUAAAGUCUAGCUGCAGAACCUAUUCUAACAGCUGUUUACAAUGUUCGGUAUAUAUACAAGUAUUUCACUCCUCUACAUCUACAUAUAUAUAUACGCUUUUGUAUGCAUAUUUACAUGUUUCUUAAUAUAAUCCGUACGAGAUUCUCCUGUGGCUGAUCAAGAAAGUGUGAAGAAUAAAUAUAGCAAACUUAGCUGAACUUACCAAUCUUGUUUUUUCUUUCUACAUUGUUCCUUAACCAUGGUUAUGAACGAAUCCACUAUCUCUGGUACCAUGAAUAUACCUGUAAAAUUAACAAAAAUUAUUUUUUUAUGCAAUGUGACAAGUACUCAGUUUUGUCUUUGGCGAAGAAAGCAUGUUAUUAAACAAGUAAUCGGUUCAUCCCUUUUGUUAAUUUUAAUUAACAUUUUACAUUUGUCUUUUUGCAAUUUUAAUAAUGUUGAAUGUCAUCAUUUACAAAGCUAAAUUUGUUACUUCAUGUUUUGUUAAUGACUUUUCCCGGUUAAAACUUUACAAAUUGAUAUUAGCUGUGCUGUUCAUUGAAUCUCUAUAGAUUUAUAUAUUCAAUAAGCUAUUGUAAUGAUUAAAAUCUUCUUACUCUAUUAGUUUAGUCGUUCUCAAGCGUGGGUUGUACCUGAAAUAAAAAAAGGGUAUAAUUCAUACCAUCCACUUUCUUUUGAUUACUAGUAUUGCAUUUUAAAAUGUUAGGGUUGUUAUCAUUUGUUAUUAUAAUUUGUACUAGAUGAACUAAAAUAAAUGUAUUUCUUUAAAUUUUCUGAUAGCGAAGGGAAUCAGGUAUUACAAUAGUAUCAACAGAAUUAAUGUAAUCAUUUUUUACUAAAGCAUAUUCCAUUUUUAGAGUAUAAAACCAAUUACAACACUUGAAUUCAACAAACCCUUUCAUUUAAUAUUCCGCUUGGAAUAUUAUUCCUGAUAGAAAGAAUCUCUUAUUUCGAAUAAUUCGUUUCUAUUAAAACAAAACAAAUAGUGCUAAUCCUUACUCCAUUUUAAAUUACUUGUUUUUUAGAGAAAAAAAUUCAUCACAAAAUAAGUGUCGUUUUAAAGUUUAAAGGAAAACUUUAUUAAUCUUAAUCCUCUGUUAAAUUUUCUAUUGGUUGAAAUAUAAUUAGGCGUAUAGGUAAUGAUAUUUUUCUAUUGAAAAUAUACAAAAUUAAAUAUUUUUUAAUCUGUGUGCAAAAAUCUAAAACGACAACUAAAAUAAAACGGAGAAAGUAAUAUUUUGUGUGUUUUAUAAGUCAUUAGACUACCACCGUCUGUUUAGUUAUUUUUAACAAUGAAAGUGAUGUAAUGAUCUAAAUAUUUUUGGACAUGUUAAUUAAUGAUCAAUCAUCACUGAUCAUGAACUUUUCCAUUUGAUAAUAAGAUAAUUGUAGACAUACUAUUUUAGAUUCAAUUUUUAAUGCUAAUAUUUUCCCUCAUUAAAAAACGAAAAUGUCCUUGAUUCUAUUAUUUAUGUGAAUGUAUUUUAUAAUCAUAUAUACAGAGUGUGACCCUUACGAAUGCUAAAGAGUUCAAUUUUGCAACGUCGUACAUAAAACUUGGGAAGCUUUUUUGUAUUGUUUUGGUUUGUGUUAAUCAUGGAAUAUGUGGACUUAUGUUAGGAUAUGAUUAACAUGAAACUAAACCGAUUGGAUAGCUUGCAAUAAGUAACUUCAACAAAUUUACAUGUACUAAAUAAUUGGAUUGACGAAUCAUAUGAUUAACAUGAAACUAAACCGAUUGGAUAGCUUGCAAUAAGUAACUUCAACAAAUUUACAUGUACUAAAUAAUUGGAUUGACGAAUAGUUGUCAUUAAUUAAUCCAUUAGAGAAGAUUCUGUCAUUACAAAUCUUCUUGAUUUUUUUCGGGUAUGGAUCAAGAUUAUGGUAAACAAAUGUUUAAGCUGCGUGGAGCGUCGAUCAAGCAACGGUUAUAGACCGUCCGAUGCAACCCUUUUGACAAAAUCAAACCAACGAAUGGUUUUUAGAAUAUUGUAUUUUUUUGAUAUUAAUUAUACCAAUAAAAAUAGCAUUACAACUACAAGCCGGCAAGUACGUCCCACAAUAAUCUUUCCUAUGUGUUUUUGGCCGUCGUGUUCUUUCCUAUUUAAACUCUUAUUCACACUCCAGACUCAAUAGAUACAGUGUAAGAGAAGAUACAUAGAGAGACUUGAAUACACAAACUCUCUUCUCCGAUCCAAAGGUUAUAAGCAAAGAUGGACGUUUUUGAUGGACUUCCAGAUCCUAUCGUCGUCGAUAUCUUGGACAAAGUCGGCGACGUCAAAACCUUGCUUCGUUGCAGUUCCCUCUCUAAGCGAUUCUACUCGCUCGUCCCUCAGUCCGAGUCACUCACCCUCCGUCUCGACCAAGUCGUUACCACCGAGUCACCACCCGAUUCUCCCGUCAGCAACUUCUUUAAAUCUGCAUGCAAACCCUUUCACGGUUUGUUCUCUCUGUUUUCUAAACCGGCUAAACCAAUCCCAGCCACAAAUCUUUCUCCGGUUAUCCCUUCCAAGCUUCUCUCCCGGUUCGACCGGAUCAAGAAUCUUGACGUGGAGCUUCCCGGCGAAGAUGCAAAGCCGGAGAAAGGCGCCGGAAUUAAGUGGAAAGCAGAGUUUGGUAAAACUCUCAAAACAUGCGUCGUUGUAGCGUUUCGCUCCGCCUCCACCGUGUCUUCUCCCGGCGUUGAGUCAGACGCCGAGUUCGUGACUGGUCUGAAGACGCGCGUGGAAUGGACGAUUAACGCGUUGAUGGCCGCGUCGACACGCCACCACCUGAUGAGCCUAGUCGUGAAGGAGCACAAGGAGAUGGAGAGCUUAGUGAUGCAUGAAAGAGGUGGAGAAGGGACGGUGGUGAUGAAAUCCGAGGGGCUGAGAGAGUUUCGAAAGACGGAGGCCGCGCGUGAUCAAGAACUCGAGGAGCGCGUGGAGAAAAAACAGAGGAGUGUGGUCCCGAGCGUGAGGAUGAGCAUGAGACACGCGCCGUCGCUUAAGCUAAAGAGUGGUAUAUGUUUAGAAUCCGCAACGCUCGUGAUCGUAAGGCCGAGCGAGGAAUAUUCCGACGUCGGAGAUGAUGAGCUGGCUACGGAGGCUUUCGCCGGGAGUUGUAUGUACGGUGAAGCGGUCGUCGCUUUGUUAAAGCGUAAUAAGAAUACGUUAGAUAUGAAUUCCUUUUAGUGGGCCUUGUGGGGCUUUCUGCGUUUUUCAUUUGUAAGAUAUGUUUUUCUUUCUUGCACGUGUGCUUGUGCAGAGUGCGCAUGUUUACACUGUACAAAGUUGGCUUCAACAUUCUUGACUUUGCAUACCAUUUUGGUCAAUAAUUCGAAGCAUGUGCGGACUUUGAUCCUCUCGUGACCAGAAAGAUACAAUAACAUGGUAUGAAUUGUGCCCAAUAACGUAAGAAAUUUACUAAGGAGGUGUUAUUCGAUUCGUUGAUGGAUUUGAUAGUUGCACUCUGUUUCGAAGUCGAAGCUGUAAGAAAUGAUCUUUGUUUCUUAUCAUUAAGUCCAUUUGUUAAAACUAGUAUCUUUUUCUUUUGUGAGCUGUAACUUAUACGUAAGCUUUUCUUAUAUUAGCAAUCCUGUGAAUAAAUUUGAGAUUAUAUGUGUUACAAAAAUCCACUGAAGUUCAUUUGGAUCUUCUAAUUCGAUGCCAACUUUGUCACCAAGGUACAUAACUAAUUCAAUUUUUGAGACUCCUAACUUCUGAUUGGAGAGUGGCUAAAUAUUAUGUGGAAUGAUCACUUCAUGCCGCACCGAGGUCAUAAGGCGUCACUCGUUUCUACGUAAAACCAUGAUUAACUCCAGUCUCUUAUCCGAAGUUCUUAAAGUUCUUAGAGAUAUAAAAACUGUAUUUUAGUCAAAAAAUGUAAAAAAAAAAAGAAAUCAAAUCAUGAGUUAAAAAUCCAGACUAAAAAAUCGAGAUUAAACAUGCUCUAUCAAUCUUUAUUGUAAAAGAAUUUCUCAAGAAAAAUCACGCGGAAUUGAAGAUCAAAAUAGCUUCAAAAUAUGCAUUUUUUUCUCUUCUCCCCCAAGUUUGUUCUAUGAAUAAACUCAAGCCUACUUACUUGAUCUCUAUAAGGCAAUUUCUAGCUCUCUUAUUGUUGUUGUUGUUUUAUGUUGUGGUGGAUCAUGUUUUUCGAUACUGAUUUCGUCUUAUGAUUUUUUUUUUGGUUCUGGAUAUGCCAGUACCUAUAUUAGAUUUUGAUUCUCUAAUCUAAGAUAUUUCUUCAACAAAAAAAAAAUGGUUACAACAAAAAUUAGUUUCUUCAAAAAUGGAUAUAAUCAACUAGACUAACUCAUAUAAUUUUGAAAUUACUAAAUUAACUCUUUAAGCAUGCAAAUUUACGAUUUUGCUUUUACUAAUAAUUAUAUCCUAAUUAAAAAUAUAUAUAUUUAAUACUAUAAGAAAGGAAAAAAGGCAAGCACUUUACCUUUGUCGGGUUUCUCCACCUACGGCGAAACGUUUUCCUCGUCGUCUCCUUCACCUCCAUCUCCGAUGGUCCCUUUUCCCUCACAACCAGCUUCGUCUCCGUCACCAGCGUGAAUCCUUCGUCUCUUCCUACUCGACAAACCCGAAAUCGAUUUCACCUCAAUCACAUCCGGCUUCAACUACAAGUUACUCUAACCUGUAAGUCUUUAAUCUAUGCUAUUAGAAUUGUUGUUAUCAUAGAUUAAUUGAUUGCAUCUUGAAAAUUUGAAACCCUAACUCCCAGUUUCAUCUCACUGACUUUCAGAUCUGUUAAUUGUAUUUGAUAAUUAACAUUUACUCUCUGUUUUUAUUUAAAGUUGUAUAAACUAGUAACUUGGUUUCGGAUUGUUUGAAAGUGUUUUCUCUUAUGUCUGAUGAGAUACGUACGUGAUAUUGGCAAGAUAAUAGUAACAGUUCCAUGACAAAUUUUCUGGGAAGAAAAACAACUGUUUCUUGGUGAAACAGUUCGGCAGAGGCAAUGCUAAUGUUUAAUUUAGCAAAGAGAGCAACAACCUCUGCAAACUCAACUCUUACAGGCACUCUGGUUUGGCGUACCAGAAGACGGUGACCAUUCAGGUAGCUGACAAGGAGAAAGGUGUGGUACUUGGAACCACCAAGAAAAAGAAACAAAACAAGUUUAUAGGUUAUAAAGAUUUUUCAUGGACAGUUUAGUUUCUUGCUUGCAACACCUCCAUUGUUAUGUUCUUUUUCUCAAAAAUGAUAAUAAGAAAAAACUAGUAAGCUGGUUGCUGUCCACAUUCCUUGUCAGCAGACAAGUAAUACUAGUAGCUGCUCUUUGAUGA
Brassica napus (rape) is the source of this 5381-nucleotide messenger RNA. Its product is annotated as F-box protein AUF2-like. The transcript has 2 exons. The record is from RefSeq and is a predicted model, not a curated record. NCBI's taxonomy places the organism in Eukaryota, Viridiplantae, Streptophyta, Magnoliopsida, Brassicales, Brassicaceae. The coding region runs from base 2326 to 3285 and encodes 319 amino acids. Gene Ontology annotation, molecular function: protein binding.